Molecule: messenger RNA, 1463 nt
Organism: Camellia sinensis
Lineage: Eukaryota; Viridiplantae; Streptophyta; Magnoliopsida; Ericales; Theaceae
Source: RefSeq, a predicted model, not a curated record
CAAAGAUGAUAACAAGAGCAAUUGUUUCAUAUCUACAAGCAAGAGUUGCCCCUCCACCACCACCGACGUUGAAUGAGGUUCGAGUUUGGGACAUCGAUGUGCCAACAAUGGAGAGGUUCCUCGAAGAAUUGGCGAAGGAGAAACCAGUUAGAUAUACAGCCGAACAGCUAUGUAGUUUCACAAGUAAUUACGCUACAAAGUUGGGUUCUGGAGGUUUUGGGACAGUUUACAAGGGUCAAUUUCCAAAUGGAGUUAAGAUCGCGGUCAAGGUCAUCAAUAGGAGCUCGGAUAGAGCAGCUGAGCAACAGUUCAUGGCAGAGGUGAGUACUAUUGGAAGAACAUAUCAUAUAAAUCUAGUCCGACUAUACGGUUUUUGCUACGAUCACAUAAUGAGCGCAUUAGUGUACGAGUACAUGGAAAAUGGAUCACUAGAUAAAUACCUUUUCAGCGAUACACAAGUGAUUGAAUGGGAGAAGUUGCAUGAAAUCGCAAUUGGGACAGCAAAAGGUAUCGCUUACUUGCACGAAGAGUGUCAACAGAGGAUCAUUCACUACGACAUAAAGCCCGGUAAUGUUCUAUUAGAUGCCAAUUUUUCCCCCAAAGUUGCUGAUUUCGGGCUGGCAAAGCUUUGCAGUAGAGACAACACAAAUGUGUCUUCCGCAGGAUAUAGAGGGACUCCUGGUUACUUAGCCCCAGAGUUAUUUCUUCUCAAGAACUAUCCCAGUACACACAAAUGUGAUGUUUACAGUUUUGGUAUGCUUUUGUUUGAGAUAGUAGGGAGGAAGAGGAAUACCAUCAUAGCUGGGACUGAUAGCAUUGAUUUUUUUCCAGAACAUGUAUGGGAUGAGUUUGAGAAAGGCGAGUUGGGAGCAAUGACAUUGUCAUGUGGAAUCGAAGAGAAUAACAGAGAAAAAGCAGAGAAAAUGGCAAUGGUGGCUUUGUGGUGUGUUCAAGACUCUCCCAAAGAAAGGCCGCUGAUGAGUGUUGUAGUGAAAAUGUUGGAGGGAGAAGUGGAGGUGAAGGCACCUCCUAAACCAUUCCGUUAUAUGUAUGCAAGCAGUGAAGGAAGUAAUACACAUUGGUACGAGGACACCACUCCCAUCAUGGCUAGGUACGAGAUAUCUCCGAUGUUCUUUAUCAGAAACGAAAGCACCUUUGACGUCAUUUUCACAGGUGAUAAGCCCGUUCAGUCUCUCUUUCUCAUAUUCCCUUUCCUCUCGCUCUACAGCUAAUCUUCUCUAACUCUCAUUUUCUGUUCCAUGGCUUUAAGUCGUUGAUUAAAUUAUUUAAUGAUUUUCAUCACAUUUUGUUUUUUUUUUUUUUGUAUUAUGAGAGAUCUCGAUUGGUGAUUCUAAGAUUUUUAGUGAUUUGCUUAGUCAUUUUGUGAUAAUUGUUAUGAAACCUUGUUACUUGAUUACAAUAUUUGUGGUUUAUAAAAAAUUUGUAUAUUUUUGCUACAUCAA